GCUGAAAUUUGAUACAUUGAGUUGUAUAAUAGCGAUAUCUCUCUCACAGUAGUAGUGGAGUUAUUUUAUUAUAAAUACUUUAUCCCUAGUUCAUUCAUUUGUCAACUUUCUUCUUCAUCUUUUGUUUUGGGAAUUAGCUUUUCUUUUUGGUAAACAUGGGGAAGUCAAUGAUAUUUGUUCUUUUCUUAUCUCUGCUUUUGGUUUCUCUGGUUUUAGCCGAAUCUGGUGAUGGAUUAUUAAGAAUUAAGUUGAAAAAGAGGAAUUUGGAUUCAAAUGAUCAACUUGCAGCUCAUCUCGAGUCUAGAAAUGGGAAAUCUUUGGGAUCUUCUGUUCGCAAGUACUAUUUCCGUGGUGAUGUUGGAGAUUCGGAUGAAUUUGAUAUUGUAUCUCUAAAGAAUUACAUGGAUGCUCAAUAUUUUGGUGAGAUUGGUAUUGGUAGCCCUCCACAGAAGUUCACCGUGAUAUUCGACACUGGGAGUUCAAACCUCUGGGUGCCAUCCUCAAAGUGCUACUUCUCGAUUGCUUGCUUUUUCCAUGCAAAGUACAAGUCAAUUUGGUCAAGCACCUACAAGAAGAAUGGGAAAGCAGCUGCAAUCCGUUAUGGUACUGGAGCCAUAUCUGGAUACUUUAGCCAAGACAGUGUCAAAGUUGGUGACAUUGUUGUCAAGAAUCAGGAUUUUAUUGAGGCAACUAGAGAACCCAGUAUCACAUUUGUAGUGGCUAAGUUUGAUGGACUACUUGGACUUGGUUUUCAGGAGAUCUCCGUUGGGAAUGCCGUACCUGUGUGGUAUAACAUGGUCAAACAAGGUCUUGUCAAAGAACCUGUUUUCUCAUUUUGGUUGAACCGAAAUACAGAGGAGGAAAAAGGGGGUGAAAUUGUUUUUGGGGGUUCUGAUCCCAAACAUUACAUUGGGAAGCACACUUAUGUCCCUGUGACUCAGAAAGGGUACUGGCAGUUUAACAUGGGUGAUGUUCUCGUUGGUGGUAAAACAACUGGAUUCUGCUCUGGCGGUUGCAAGGCUAUUGCUGACUCAGGGACAUCUUUGUUGGCAGGUCCAACAACGAUUAUUACGGAAAUCAAUCAUGCCAUUGGAGCAACUGGAAUUGUUAGCCAGGAGUGCAAAUCAGUAGUUGCUGAAUAUGGUGAAAUGAUAAUCGCAUUGCUAGCAUCAGAGACAAGCCCCAAGAAAGUCUGCUCCCAGAUUGGUUUAUGUACCUUCGAUGGUACUCGAGGUGUUAGUAUUGGCAUCGAGAGUGUAGUAAAUAAGAAGAGUCUCGAGAAAUCCUCUGAUGCUAUGUGCACAGCUUGUGAGAUGGCAGUUGUGUGGAUGCAAAACCAGCUUAGGAAUAAUGAAACACAGGAGCGUGUAUUGGACUACGCCAAUCAGCUUUGUGAAAGACUUCCUAGCCCAAUGGGAGAAUCAGCUGUUGCUUGUGAUGGUCUUGCUUCCAUGCCCAAUGUCACUUUUACUGUUGCUGGCAAACAAUUUGAGCUUAGCGCACAUGAGUACGUUCUCAAGGUCGGAGAGGGAGCAGCAGCUCAGUGCAUUAGUGGAUUUACAGCUUUCGAUAUACCUGCUCCACGUGGCCCACUCUGGAUCUUGGGAGAUAUUUUCAUGGGUAAAUACCACACAGUGUUUGACUACGGCAACAUGAGGAUUGGAUUUGCCGAAGCAGCGUGAUCAACUUUAUUGAGUGAGUUCUGUCUCUAUAGGCAGUAAGCGUUUCACGUAUCCUCGUAUAUAUAUCCCCGUUCGUCUUCCUUUCCUCGGUGUUUUUUGGAGAAGAUUGUCAUCAGGGUUUAAAAAUUGUCGCUGCUCGACUGUUAGGAGUAUUGUCUCUGACAUGAAUUUACACACUUUGGGGCAUGUAAAUAUUUUCAACAAUAGUUUGAUGCUUUUAUCUUUUAGAACCAUGCACUCUUCAGUCUUCUCAACAUGUGUACUGCGUUUGUUUAUAUAGAAUAAAAUAAAAGACGAGCAAUAUAAUUAGUGAGACAAA
This is a messenger RNA of Papaver somniferum (opium poppy), 2001 nucleotides long. RefSeq names its product aspartic proteinase-like. Lineage: Eukaryota; Viridiplantae; Streptophyta; Magnoliopsida; Ranunculales; Papaveraceae. Gene Ontology annotation, biological process: proteolysis; lipid metabolic process. Bases 156 to 1682 code for a protein of 508 amino acids. Gene Ontology annotation, molecular function: aspartic-type endopeptidase activity. The transcript has 14 exons. The record is from RefSeq and is a predicted model, not a curated record.